Eptesicus fuscus (big brown bat) is the source of this 2074-nucleotide messenger RNA. It is a transcript of the gene PYCR3, whose product is annotated as pyrroline-5-carboxylate reductase 3. The record is from RefSeq and is a predicted model, not a curated record. Lineage: Eukaryota; Metazoa; Chordata; Mammalia; Chiroptera; Vespertilionidae. Gene Ontology annotation, molecular function: pyrroline-5-carboxylate reductase activity. Gene Ontology annotation, biological process: L-proline biosynthetic process. The coding region runs from base 17 to 850 and encodes 277 amino acids. The transcript has 6 exons.
GCGCCGGGUCAGUGUGAUGGCGGCGGUAGCGGCUGCGAAACCGACCUCUCGGCGCGUGGGCUUCGUGGGCGCGGGCCGCAUGGCGGAGGCCAUCGCGCAGGGCCUCAUCCGAGCAGGGAAAGUGGAAGCCCAGCAGGUGCUGGCCAGUGCCCCGACGGACAGGAACCUCUGUCACUUCCGGGCUCUGGGCUGCCAGACCACCCACUCCAACCAGGAGGUGCUUCAGAGCUGCUCACUCGUCUUCUUCGCCACCAAGCCCCACGUCUUGCCAGCCGUCCUGGCAGAGGUGGCCCCUGUGGUCACCGCUGAGCACAUCCUGGUGUCUGUGGCUGCCGGGGUCUCUCUGAGCUCCCUGGAGGAGCUGCUUCCUCCGAACACGCGGGUGCUGCGGGUCUCCCCCAACCUGCCUUGCGUGGUCCAGGAGGGGGCCAUGGUGCUGGCCCGGGGCCGCCACGUGGGGAGAGGCGAGGUCGAGCUCCUGCAGACGCUGCUGGAGGCCUGCGGGCAGUGCGAGGAGGUGCCUGAGGCCCAGGUGGACAUCCACACGGGCCUCAGUGGCAGUGGCGUGGCCUUUGUGUGCGUGUUCUCUGAGGCCCUGGCUGAGGGCGCCGUCAAGAUGGGCAUGCCCAGUGGCCUGGCUCACCGCAUCGCCGCCCAGACCCUGCUGGGAACAGCCAAGAUGCUGCUGCAGAAGGGGCAGCACCCGGCCCUGCUGCGGACGGACGUGUGCACGCCGGGCGGCACCACCAUUCACGGGCUUCACGCCCUGGAGCAGGGCGGGCUGCGGGCAGCCACCAUGAGCGCCGUGGAGGCCGCCACCUGCCGGGCCCAGGAGCUCAGCAGGAAGUAGGGUCCCCAGAGCAGCCUGCCCCAUGCCCUCUCCCAGCCCUUCUGGAGGACGGGCUCUCUGACCCGCUGGAGCCUCGCGGCUGUGCCCUGCUUCCCACACGGGAACGCGAGGGGCAGGACCGGAGGGAUCCCUGAGCGUCCAGCACCUGGCACGGCGUCUCCUGGUGCCGGCCACCACCCAGGGGCCGUGGGCUCCGAGGCCUGAGCACUGGUGGUGCUGGUCAGGGGCCGCGGCCUGCCGCUUGGCAGAGGCAGGAGCAGAGCCCCGGGCACGGGAGCAGCUUGGGGGGUGGGGACAUAGGCAUCUGCAGGAGACCUGCUCCCUCAGUGAAGCCAGUCUGCCCUGUUAGUGGGGUGGCCUAGGGCCUUGAGGGGGACCUUGGGGCGGGCAGCGUCAGGGUUGGAAGGAUGGGCCUUGGCCAGUGGGGACCACACACCUGGCUUCAGCUGGCAGGGCCCUCCCCGAGACCCCGGGCUCCGGGCAAGGGGCAGGUGUCGCUGGCUCUGGUGAGCCCUCUCGGUCACGUGCUGAGGAUCCCUGGCCUGACUGCAGGGCCUGGCCCUCCCAUGUCCCUGAACAGACGAUCAGGCUGGGCACGCGGACGAGGCGAGCUGUGGGGCCUUUGGGGGGGUGCUGCCCCCAAGGCUCACUGAGGCCUCUCUGCACGCCAAGGCCCAGAGGGGGGUGCUCCCCUGGCUUCCACCGUUCCCACUGCCACCGACCAGCGAGGCUUCAGGGAAGGCACCCUACGCAGCAGCCCCCGCGCCUACCUGGUCUGCCACCUGCCAUCCAGGCAGCCCCAAGGGCAGUCCCUUCUCCCAGGCCUCCUGCCCCCAUUCCUGCCUGCCUUUGGUCUGACCCUGGCCUGCCCCUGUCAGAGGGUCUGCCAGAGUCCAUCUCACAGAGGCGGCUUCCUCUGCUGUGAAGGGAACAGAGUCGCUGGCCCGCAGCACGGAGUGGCCGGCCCAUACUAGCAGGAGGCGGGAAAGCCGAAUCCCAGGGCCUGGCAGCGCAUGAGUGACUCACGCCGUCACCCCCAGCACCCAGCCACGCAUCGCCUCACAGUCCUGGGGCCCAGGGUGGGCUCGCCCCGCAGCCACUCCCUGGAGGAGGCCCUUGGUGAGCCCAGCCCAGCUGGAGGACACAUGGAUUCAGGGGGCGGGGUCGCAGCCCGGUCCCUGGCCACCAGGUCCCCACUUGUCCCCCAGCGAACAUGGCUUUUCC